GAUGGAUGGCUUAUGUCCACCCAUGUGGACCCCAGCUUGUACGGCGGCUGUAACUACGUUGACUGGUCAACGACCAACUCGAUCCCGCCCUAUUCACGGAUUCCAGAAACAAUACAAUCAGCGGCACGUGGGAAAUUCAAUGGCCUUGUUUCUUCCCAAAAAUACAUUCGUCCUGGUUCGAAUUAUUUACGGUAAUUGCCAACUAACGUCCCCAUCACGUACUUUUCAAAAAUCAAUCGUUUUCGUGCCUUCUUUGGAUUUCAUUUUCUUCCUUCUCUCAGUGCCAUCUUCAUAUGAUUCCCAGCAGUCGUUUCCUCGGUAGACUUUUUGGGAAUUGGGUUUUUUUCCCUCUGUGAUUUGGUAAGAUAAUGACCCAUUUUUGAGUGGUUUGGUUUUUCUAAUUUUCAUUCUGGAUUUUUUAUUUGUGUAGUUGCAAAAACCCAAAUACCAAUUUGUUGGAUGGAGUUUAUAUUCCAAAUUUGAAGCUAGGAUUUGUGAUUUUCAAUUUUUUGUUAAUCUCUUUUUAUCUUUUUCUGAUGGAGAAAUGGUGUAAGAUUUAGAGGUUGGCAAUGAAAUUCGAGAGAAAAGGAAUGUGGGUGGUUAAAAAUUCAAACUAUGUUGUAAUCAGCAAUUUGAAUUUUGGGUGCAAGAGAUGGUGGUGUAGAAGUCAGAACAGCUGGUGAGGGAGGGAUUCCAAUGAAUAAGAUGAUUUAGGAGCAUUCAGUAUGAUUUUGGGGCUGAAACCAUGAAAUGUUUGAAUUUUCUUUUAUGUGGAGGUGGCUUGAAUGGUAUUUCUAGGUGCUAAAAAUGCAAUUGGAUUUCGGUUUUCUCUUUAUACGGAUUGAAUGGAAUCUGUUUGGGUGUUUGGAUGUUGACGGAAUUCGUUUUCAGCACAUCACAGGAUUUCCUAAUCAAGACCUUGAAAUAUUUGAAAAUUUCAAGGUGGUGGAGGUGGAUUGAAUGGUGUUUUGAGUUAUAGAGAACAUUUUUGGAAUUGGGGUUUCUGGUGGAACAGAAAUUGCAUUAGGAAGCUUAAAACUCGUGAAGCAGGAUAUUCCGAGAAUUGGGUCUGAUGGAGAUGCCGGAGAUGCCACAAAAGCCACCAAGGAAGAAGAUGACGAAGCAAUUGACAGGGAAACGCGAUGAUACUCCGCUGCAUACGGCCGCAAGGAACGGAAAUCUAGCCAUGGUUAUGCAAAUUAUCUCUGGAGCUGAGGGUGAGGAGCUGGAUGAUUUGUUGAUGAAAGAGAAUCAAGCGGGCGAAAACGCUCUCUUCGUAGCUGCUGAGUAUGGGUACAUCGAUGUUGUGAGAGAAAUGAUUAAGUACCAUGAUAUCGUGUCCGCCGGCGUGAAAGCAAAGAAUGGUUAUGAUGCGUUCCAUAUUGCGGCCAGACAAGGGGACAUAGAGAUCUUGAAGGUGCUUCUGGGUGCUCUUCCAGAACUCUCCAUGACUGUCGAUUUAUCAAACACGACGGCAUUACACACAGCCGCAACACAAGGUCAUAUAGAGGUGGUGAACUUUCUCCUAGAAGUCGAUGGCAGUCUAGCAAAGAUAGCAAGAAGCAAUGGCAAAACCGCCUUGCAUUCCGCAGCAAGGAACGGGCAUGUGGAGGUGGUGAAAGCCCUUCUAAGCAAUGAGCCUGGAAUUUCAACAAGAACAGAUAAGAAGGGGCAGACAGCAUUUCACAUGGCAGUGAAGGGUCAAAACCUUGAGCUUGUUGAAGAGCUUCUCAAGUGUGAGCCUUUGGUGAUCAACAUGGUAGACAGCAAGAGAAAUACAGCAUUGCAUAUUGCAACUCGGAAGGGCCGAGCUCAGAUUGUAAGACGGCUACUCGAGUUUGAAGGGACUGAUACCAAAGCAAUCAACAGGUCAGGUGAAACUGCACUUGACACCGCUGAGAAAACCAACAACCCAGGCAUUGCGGCCAUCCUACGUGAGUUCGGUGUCCAACCUGCAAGGGCCCUCAAACCUCCGAGCGCCGCCCGAGAACUGAAACAAACAGUCAGCGACAUAAAGCACGAGGUCCAUUCCCAGCUUGAACACACCCGCCAGACGCGUAGACGCGUGCAAGGCAUUGCCAAGCGGCUCAACAAGCUCCACGAGGAGGGCCUCAACAACGCAAUAAACUCCACCACAGUGGUCGCUGUCCUCAUCGCCUCUGUUGCUUUUGCGGCCAUCUUCACUGUCCCUGGUGAGUACGCCAACAGCCCCGAAAGACUCGGACCAGGCAUCUCCAUGGGAGAAGCCAACAUUGCGAAUCAGACAGCAUUCAUGAUCUUCUUCGUGUUGGACUCGAUAUCUCUCUUCAUAUCACUGGCCGUAGUGGUUGUACAGACGUCGAUUGUGGUUAUAGAACGGAAGGCGAAGAAGCAAAUGAUGGCGAUUAUAAACAAGCUAAUGUGGUUGGCAUGCGUGCUUGUAUCAGUCGCGUAUCUAGCACUGGCAUUUGUUGUUGUAGGGGAGACUGAGAGGUGGUUGGCAGUUUGGGUGACAGUUAUUGGGACAACAAUCAUGGCUGCGACAAUAGGGACCAUGUGUUAUUGGGUGGUGAUGCACCGGAUCGAAGCAUCGAAUCUUAGGAGCAUCAGAAGGACGUCGGCGAGUCGGGAUCACUCAUUUACCAUGUCGGUAGUGUCCGAUACUGAGCUUCUAAACAACGAUUAUAAGAGAAUGUACGCGAUUUGAGACUGCUACACUGGAUUUUUGUUGAUGGUGUUGCUGAUCUCUCUCUCUCUCUCUCUCUCUCUCUCUAAUUCCUAUUGUUGUAUAUUUGCAUGUAAUUAUAGUUUUGAUCUUUCAUUCCAUGAGAUUUUUAGACUUGUGAGUUGAAGUUUGCACCUGCACAUUCUCAACUGUGGUAUGGUUGGACAGGGUUGGAUGAGAGAUACAAGCCACUGAUUAAGUGGGCCCCACCAUUUCUGAUCA
Molecule: messenger RNA, 2926 nt
Organism: Magnolia sinica
Lineage: Eukaryota; Viridiplantae; Streptophyta; Magnoliopsida; Magnoliales; Magnoliaceae
Product: ankyrin repeat-containing protein At5g02620
Exons: 3
Coding region: 1073-2686 (537 amino acids)
Cellular component (GO): plasma membrane
Molecular function (GO): protein phosphatase 1 binding; protein phosphatase regulator activity
Source: RefSeq, a predicted model, not a curated record